UGCUGGUUUAUUGAAGAAGUUUGCUAAUCUCCUUCUCCAGCUCUGAAGCAGUCAGUUAUAAUUAAAAAGUUUCCUUGCACUAUCUGAGGACAUUGUAUUCCCUGCAUCUCUCUUCUCAAGCCGCUCUCAGCUGCAGACUCCGGUAACUCUCACCUCUCCUAAAGAACUGAAUCUGCUCAGCUGGAAAACUACUUCAAAAUGCCAAAACUAUAUAAAGAAAAGAAAUCCUCUGGAUCAGCAUUCAGAAAGAGACGAGCAGAGAAAGAAAAAGCUGGGAAGCAGAUGUCUGGAGAUUUAAAGAAGUACUUGACCUCUCACAAAAUCAGAAAGCAAGAUGCUCCUGCUUCAGAACCAGUUUCCAAUCUGGCAGACGAUCCAGUAGAUAUGGAUGAUGAUUCUUCAGCAUCAGCUGCAUCAUACAGACAGCCCAUCACAACCCAAGACGCUGCUAAUCUGGGUGAUGCAAACGCAGAGGAAAGACAAGAACAAGGAGAUGAUGAGCAACCUUCAACAUCAUCUGCAUCAUAUAUACACUCUCUUGAAAAGACUAUUGAUACAGAAGGAUCAAGUGAUGAAGAAAGAGAAGAACUGGUGCAGAAGGAACAAUCUUCUACUUUGGAGACUCUUGAUUUGUCUGAUCCAGCUGAUUGGCCAGCUGCUCUCACCACCUCACUAAGGGAUGCUAUUGCCAGGAAAGGUCCUGCAAAGCAAAAAACAAAUGUGGUUUUUCCCAAAGAUGCAUCCAAUGGACGCUUUACUAAAGCAAAUUACAAGCGACGGCUGCGAAACGGAGAAGAAACCUUUAGAAACUGGCUGGUUUAUUCUGUUAAGAUGGACAAAGUGUUUUGUUUUUGUUGUAAGCUAUUUGCAACUAAAACAACUACAAAUUUGACAUGCGGAGGAUAUAAUGAUUGGAAGAAUAUGUCUCAAAUUCUUUGCAUUCAUGAAAUGUCUAAUUCUCAUCUUGUUGCUGUAAGAGACUGGAAUGGACUCUGUAGAAGACUUGGAUCUGGAAAAACGAUAGAUGCUACUUACCAGAGAUUUUUGUUAGCAGAAACACAGCAUUGGCAAAAUGUUGUUAAACGGCUUGUAGGAAUAGUAAAGUACCUUGGUCGCCAGUGUUUAGCUUUCAGAGGUAGCAGUGAAACAUUAUAUAGUGAAAAUAAUGGUUAUUAUCUGCAACUUGUGGAAAUGCUGGGCACAUUUGAUAUGGUUAUGCAGGAACAUCUGAAGCAAAUUAAAAAUAAGGAAAUGUACCAACAUUAUUUGGGGAAGGACAUUCAGAACAAACUAAUCAGCCUUAUAGCUAAAUAA
Bombina bombina (fire-bellied toad) is the source of this 1314-nucleotide messenger RNA. RefSeq names its product zinc finger MYM-type protein 5-like. NCBI's taxonomy places the organism in Eukaryota, Metazoa, Chordata, Amphibia, Anura, Bombinatoridae. The record is from RefSeq and is a predicted model, not a curated record. The coding region runs from base 199 to 1314 and encodes 371 amino acids. The transcript has 2 exons.